Molecule: messenger RNA, 1302 nt
Organism: Symbiodinium sp. CCMP2592
Lineage: Eukaryota; Dinophyceae; Suessiales; Symbiodiniaceae
Source: the annotation of a GenBank genome assembly
GGUGAGGACCUCGCGUCUACGGGAAGCUCGAAGAGCACUGGCACUGACGAGACCAAGGACAAGGCAGAGAAGACCAAAGGCGAGGAGAACACCGAAGAGAGCGAUUCCGAUGAGGAGAGCCAGGGCGCCGAAGAGGAUCCUUCGGACAGCAUGAGCUCAGUGGAGAUGGAAGGCUUCUCCACCAAUAUGGGCCCGCACCACAAGGCGAAACCCGCUCGAAGUGCAGGUCAUCCCACGGAUAGGCACAAUGCGCCUCACAGCAAAGUGGAGAGCAGGCAUCAGGAAUCUCCAGUGAAGGCCACAGCCAAGCAUACAAGCGGCAAGCACAGUGCCGACAAGGAGCAGCCGGAGAAGCACGAAGUCAAAGCCAAGACUAAGGCCGAAAUCAAGUCGCACUCGACGCACAAGAUGCAACGGAAGAAAGACUCGGCCAGCCUCCAGGAAGCUGACACCACGCAGACGACAACAUACUACUUCACCCUGGUUGCCAGCAACAAGUACUGUGCAAAUGCCAAUUCUGGCUACAAGACGAACGUGGGCAACUACCAGACGAAGGCAUGCUUUGAGUAUGUUCUCAACGAAGCUUCUUGCGGCAAAUUCUUCGACUUCGGGGUCGUCGAUGGAGCAUGCGAUUGCGUGCCGAAGGUAGAAACCAACUGCAACCAGGCAGAUGCCGACAACUACCAUGUGUAUUUGAUUCAGAAAGGAGGACCGAGAUGGAUGAUCAGGGCAGAGCAACUGAGGAGGUCAUUGGCGAUCCUGCUGAUCAUGGUGAUCCUUCGGAUGACUGAGUGUGAGCGUGUGCAGAUGCCCUUACCUGCAGAGCAAGACCACUACUCCAUCCUGGGCCUCAAGGCCAGAGCGAGUCAAACAGAAGUCAAGAAGGCUUAUCGAAGCCUUUGCAAGCGGUAUCAUCCAGAUAAAGCCGUUCAUUUGGAUGAAGCAACUAGGAGAGAGCGGGAAGCACAGAUGGUGAAGCUCAACGUCGCAUAUCAGGUGUUGAACUCGCCGAAGCAGCGCUUCGACUACGACCUUGCUCAGCCUUGCCCAGAAGAGAAGCGUGCAGCAGAUCCACACCCGGAAGGAGAAGUGCCCUUCGCUGCUGGGUUCCGCGCCUCCACACCCAAUCAGAGGUCUUCCAUGGGGUCGGCAAAUCCUGGCACCAGAUUUCGCUAUCCGUAUUCUGCCAAGUACACGCAGCGAAGUCGUCAGGCUCGCCGCAUGGAUCCAUCCCAGUACACCACUCACGUGGAUGGCCGCGCAGCCGAGUUCACGGGAAGGCGUGCGGUUGCGAGAGCGUAA